AUGGAAAUCUACUUUGAGAUGAUGGUGUGCUCUGAGAUAGAGAAGAGGAUGAUAGCUACAUUCUUCUUAAAAGAUGAUGUUAUGGAUUGGUGGAAGAGCACAAGGCGGACUGUGGAUGUGUCUACUAUGAUCUGUGAUGUGCAGGAGGAAUUGGAACUUGAGUUCCUUGAUCUAGUACAGGGAGAUAUGACGGUCAGGGAGUAUGAGGCCCGUUUUGCACAGUUGUAUCGGUUUGUCAGGCAAAUGGGUGCAACUUCCUUAGCCCAGAAACUUCUACGAGGACUUAAGCAAGAGUACAAGACCAUCAUAUCAGCACUUUGUCUGUCUACCAAGGAGUUGAUACAUGAACAUCCUCAGAGACAGUUACCAGCGGGCCAAAUUAGAGUGUUCGCAGUGGGUCAGCGAGGCACAGGAGUGGAAAGAAUUGAUUGGUUGAGGCCGCAACACGCAUUGAUUGAUGGCUUUGACAUGGUGGUGUUCUUCCAUAGGCCUGGAGAACCAGUGUUUCGUUAUCGUUGCCUCAAAGCAGAUAAUGCCAUGAGAAUAGGAACUUUGGCACAUGUGGAAUCUGUUGAUCAGAAAAUACCAGAGUUACCACCUCGGAGAGUUGUAGAUUUCUGCAUAGAUGUGGUACCUGGUACGGCACCAAUGUCAAAAGCUCCUUACAGAAUGGGACAAAACAAACUUAAAGAGUUGAAGGUGCAGAUAGAUAAACUAUUGGACCAAGGGUUCAUUAGACCUAGCGUCUCACCUUGGGGUGCACCGGUGCUGUUCGUGAAAAAGAAAGAUGGUUAUCUGCGGUUAUGUGUGGACUACAUGGAACUGAAUAAGUCUCAAGAAGAACAUGUGGUACAUCUGAGAACGGUGUUGCAGACCUUAAAGGAAGCCAAAUUGUAUGCCAAACUCGAGAAGUGUGAGUUCUGGAAGGAAGAAGUCAAGUUCAUUGGUCAUGUAGUCUCAAAGGAUAGAGUAUUAGUGGACCUGUCAAAAGUGGAGGCAGUGAAGAGUUGGAGUCGCCCAAAGAACCCCACUGAGAUUCGUAGUUUCCUUGGUUUGGCAAGUUACUACCGGAGAUUUAUCGAAGAGUUUUCUAGUAUUGCAUCGUCAUUGACCAAGAAGGACGUUCAGUUUGUGCGGACAUAA
This is a messenger RNA of Argentina anserina (silverweed cinquefoil), 1143 nucleotides long. RefSeq lists its product as uncharacterized. The transcript is spliced from 6 exons. Lineage: Eukaryota; Viridiplantae; Streptophyta; Magnoliopsida; Rosales; Rosaceae. The record is from RefSeq and is a predicted model, not a curated record. Bases 1 to 1143 code for a protein of 380 amino acids.